This is a messenger RNA of Lachancea lanzarotensis, 2442 nucleotides long. RefSeq names its product LALA0S03e04214g1_1 (gene MSS11). Gene Ontology annotation, molecular function: protein binding. Bases 1 to 2442 code for a protein of 813 amino acids. The record is from RefSeq and is a predicted model, not a curated record. The transcript has a single exon. Lineage: Eukaryota; Fungi; Ascomycota; Saccharomycetes; Saccharomycetales; Saccharomycetaceae. Gene Ontology annotation, cellular component: nucleus.
AUGGCGAAAAAUUCGCGACAACUGCUGUAUGCACACAUUUACAACUAUCUUAUUGAGCACAAGUUCUACCAGACGGCACGAAGGCUGCUGGACGAAGCAGACGUGCCGCUUUCCAAGAAUGUGCCGGACGAUAAGCCCAAGAAUGACGAACUUUUGCACGCCAAAAUGCUUAUGAAUUCCAAGGAUACGUUCUUGUGCGAAUGGUGGGAAUCUCUGUGGACUCUUCACCACUUUGUUGAAACGCAGCCCGUGGAAAAAAUAUCCGGAGAUCGUCUUUUUCAUGACCCGGUAACGCCCAUUCUGCCGCAACGCAUGCCAAUGACUCAGGACAUUGCUACGUCUAGUUCGAAAUGGACGCAACAACAGCCGCCGCUGCAGCAGCAACAACAGCAACAGCAACAGCAACAGCAACAGCAACAACGACAGCAGCAGCAACAACAACAUCAUCAGCAACACCAGCAACACCAGCAACAACAACAGCAACAGCAGCAACAACAACAGCAGCAGCAGCAACAACAACAACAACAACAACAACAACAACAACAACAACAACAACAACAACAACAACAACAACAACAACAACAACAACAACAACAACAACAACAACAACAACAACAACAACAACAACAACAACAACAACAACAACAACAACAACAACAACAACAACAACAACAACAACAACAACAACAACAACAACAACAACAACAACAACAACAACAACAACAACAACAACAACAACAACAACAACAACAACAACAACAACAACAACAACAACAACAACAACAACAACAACAACAACAACAACAACAACAACAACAACAACAACAACAACAACAACAACAACAACAACAACAACAACAACAACAACAACAACAACAACAACAACAACAACAACAACAACAACAACAACAACAACAACAACAACAACAACAACAACAACAACAACAACAACAACAACAACAACAACAACAACAACAACAACAACAACAACAACAACAACAACAACAACAACAACAACAACAACAACAACAACAACAACAACAACAACAACAACAACAACAACAACAACAACAACAACAACAACAACAACAACAACAACAACAACAACAACAACAACAACAACAACAACAACAACAACAACAGCAACAGCAGCAACAGCAGCAACAGUAUCACUACCAUUACGCACAGCAGCAACAACAACAACAGCAACAACGGCAGCAGCAGCUUCCCCAACACCCUCAACAACACUCGCCGUUCGCGGUGCCUGAUGGUGGGGUUUUCGUACCGCCAUCGGCAGCAUCGCAAUCUUCGAUGGCCCCACCAAGAAUGAACGACGUCAAAGUCGGUAGCUCAGCCACUACCCCGUCGUCAUCUUUGCGAAAAGCUGUACCAGCUUAUCCACAGGUGUCGAACGCUCCAGCCGGUGUACAAUCCUCGGUUUUACCAACAGGACCUCCCUUGGCCUCUCACCAAUUCGGUGCGCCCAAUGGACAGGUUCCAGUCAGUGCUAAUACAAUGUAUUCUAGUUUUUCGCCGGCUGCGAGGCAGCAUCCUAUUGCGGCAGCCGAACAGCCGCUUAAUGCCAAUAAGAAUGGGCUAGAAAUUUCUUACAAGGAUUAUCAACAUGGUGGGAUAGGUCCAUCUUCCGUUGGUAACACGCCUGACUUGCCUGAAAAUGCGAUAAUGUACAUGCAGAAGCGGCGAGAUUUGAUGGCCUCAAGGAAUAGCGGUGACGACGAUGCCUUUAAGGACGGCGCUCAGUGGAACGCCAACCAGCAGCACAUACAUGACCAGUACCAAAAGUCUAUGUAUAUGAUGCAGCAGCAGCAACAGCAACAGCAGCAACAGCAGUAUCAGCAGGCACAACAUCAGCAGUUCCAGCAGUACUCUCAGUACCCACCAUACCUUUCACAAAAUCCUCUUCAGAGAAAACAACAACAGCCACAACAACCACCUGCUGCUAGAAGGCCUCAGCCACAUCGGUCUUUCUCAAAUCCUCCGCUAACUGAUAAACAUCCGGUUGCCGGCUCAAAUAACCAGAGCAGAUUUCCGAACUCACAACAGGUUCGACCUGGUGCAGUAGUAACUUCUCAGCGAGAUGCAAUACCACAACAGCAGCGUCGCUCUGUACAUCGGCAUAACUCUGCCACACAGAUUAGUGGACCUGGGUACCAAAGCUCUGCUGAUUUGACGCCUGACCAAGGUCCUUUGGCAAUGCCAGGAGGUGUAAAUGCACUGGAUUCAACGGGUCACAUGAAUAUGAUGAUGAUGCAUCAGUCACCUAGCGCUCUUUCACCGGGGAUCUUACCAACUGUUUCUGGUGAUACUCCAAUGAUGAACAUACAAGACGUUCCUCCUACUGACAAGUACAGUGACAACGUAACCGGUGACAUAAUGGGUUUUGGCGGCUCACUACGGCCUCCAUCGUCUCACCACAGCUAG